This is a messenger RNA of Acanthoscelides obtectus, 3915 nucleotides long. The record is from the annotation of a GenBank genome assembly. Lineage: Eukaryota; Metazoa; Arthropoda; Insecta; Coleoptera; Chrysomelidae.
CCCUUGUUUAAUUUAUUCAUGCUGUUUUUUUAUCUACUUUAUGCUGUAGCAAUACCGAUAUGUUUUGCUAAAACUACCACUAUACGCACUUUGUUACGGGAUGAAGUAAACAUGACCACUGACUUUAUUUAUUAUAAUUUUUAACAUACAUCUCUUAUUUUUUUUAUCAAGCCGCCCCGAUGUUCAGCUCUAAACUGUCAUGCGUAAGCAAGCGCAAAUAAUUUUUCAUACAACUAUCACCGAACCAUCUGCCACAGCCUCCUUUACCGAAAGCCAUGAAGCAUACAUCUGGCAACGCCGCGUGUGGGUCUAUCAUCUAUCGCCAAUCUCGUCCAUUUUGCUCGUGUUUGUGUUUUGCUGUGGUUUUGCUCCGUUUGUGAUUGUGAUUUGGACCGCACGUGAAUUGAUUUAUGCCUAGGUUAUGUUGCGUGCCAGGCUGCAAAUCUAAUUAUAAAAGUACCCUGAAAAAUGAAGAAUUACAAACAACUUUUUGUCUUCCAAAUGAAGAAUCCCUUCAAAAGUUAUGGCUGAAGGCCAUUCACCGUGACAACUAUUCCACAACAAAACAUUCAGUGGUAUGCUGCAAGCAUUUUACAGAAGGUGAAAUAAGGCGCUUUGCGGUUUUUAAGGACAAAGAUAGUGUUUUUCAAGAACGCCCUCUAGCACGGCCAACAUUGAAAAGAGGAGCUGUACCCCAUAUAUUUGCAAAUUUACCAAAAUAUAUGAGUACUCCAGAGCCGAAAGCACGUCGAGAUCCAGAGGAACGACAAAAAGAAUGCAUCCAAAGAGAAACUGAUCAAAUUGAGGCAUUUUUAAAUGAUGACUUGAUUGUAGACUUUGAUGAAUUCAAAUUACUUGUGCAGACAAAAACAGUGCUGAAAAACUGGUGCUUGAAAAAUUGUGGUGAAGUGUUUUAUUUUUAUUUGUUAAAUGCUGACUGUGAUGUGUUAGAGGAAGGUGUUAAGGUUAUCAAUAGUAUAGUCAUUCAUUCUGACAUGACUGUGCAAGUAUUCCUCCAUAACACGAAAUUAUCUCCUAAUGACUUCAGUAUGGUUUUAGGUAUAACCUCGACCGCUAUUCUCAUUGCUUCCGGAAGUAUGUAUCCGGACCUGGGGCCUUUUCCACUUUAAUUUGAGCUCCUGAUUCUUGUAGUUCCCCCAUCGUGAAGGGCUUCGGUUAUCUUUACUCCCGUCUGCCAGUUAUCGUCUCUGUGGAAAAAGGUGUUCAAUUAUCUUCAUUCUUCCAAGCUGUUUUGUAUAAGUCCUGUAAGUGUGUCCAGUCGUCUUCACUCAUUAUUUGUUUGGCUCAUUCCCUUGUCACCUUACUCUUAUAUUUAAGACAGACUUCUCGUUACCGCUCUAUUUGUACUAUCCACCAGUAUGGAAUUUUUCGUUUUUCCUCUCGGGUAUGGAUGGUGCUUUUUCUAGUAGCCUCUUCUAAGACAGCGAUUAGCUCCACCAGAGUCUCGACAUUUGCAUGGUUGAAGGUAUUCAUGUUUUCCUUAAAAGCUUUGGCAUCAAAAAGAGAUCAUCUUCCGCCUGGCUUCCGGACUGUUGUCUCUUGAAUAUCCAGCUCGAAGUAGAUAUGGUUAUGAUAGCUGAGUGUCUCUCCUGGCAGGACCUUCCAGUGGGUUACUUUAGAACAUAUCGUCGAAGUGGCACCAGCCACGUCGAUAAAGGAUCAGCUUUCUCCUCUCUGGAAGCCCUCCUGAGUUGAUGGAUUUUACCAGAGCGGAAGCUUCAAAGGUGGUCUCAGAUUGAAAAUUUAUUGACAAGGUAUAGUUUUGCUCAGCAUACUGACUUGGAUGGUACUUUUCAUUUGAAAAAGGCACACGAACAUCUGAUAUCAGCAAUUGCAAUCUUAAAUCAACAAAACGGUAAACAUCUCACAACUUUAGAACUUUUAAGGGACCAGCUUUCUCUCAUUACAUCGAAAAAGGUAUAUAAUAUGCCGACUUUAAUUUUUUCAUUGAUUAUUUUCAAUCAGUCAUCUUCAACAUAUGAACAUAUUAGAGAUUAUUUAAUUCUCCCUACGAAUAGACGUUUAAAGUAAAUUUCUUCAGAGUUUAAUGUUUCACCAAUUUUAGACAAAGAGAGAAAAAAUAGUUACCUUCAACAUGCAGCUUCAAACCUCUCUGAUAGAGAGAAAAUUGUAUGCCUUUUAAUUGAUGAAAUUUAUGUAAAAACUGGUUUACAGUAUAAAGCAAAGAAUGUGACUGGAUUUGCUGAGAAUGAUCCAACUAAGCUAGCCAGAACAGUUCAGACAUUCGUGAUAUCGUCUGCAUUUGCCAAUUUUAAAGAAGUUGUACGCCUUGUACCAGUGAAUAAUAUGCCAGCUGAUGAAUUGUCCCAAAUAGUGUUAGAUGUAAUCAGAUACAUACAAAUGGAGGGGUUUAAAGUGUUGUGUGUUUUUAGGUGUCUCUGUAAUGGUGAUGUAUAUUUUUCAAUUCCAUCAGAUCCUGCAGAAAAAAUUUUUACACUAUUUGAUUUUGUCCACAUAUUUAAAAAUAUAUAUCAUAACUGGUUGAAUUUGAAAAAUGUUGAGCAUACAUUUCUGUAUCCAAAUUAUAAUAAUUUUGAUGUUCAAGAAAAAGCUUCAUUUGAAAAUAUUAGAAGCUUUUAUAAGAAUGAAAUAGAAAAAUUAACUAGGUUGGCUUACAAAUUAAAUGAUAAAACAUUGUAUCCCAAUAAUUUAGAAAGACAAAGUGUAGUUUUGGCAAAUAAUGUUUUCCAUGAAUCCACAAUCGCUGCCCUUAAAACUUGCAGUAGUUACAGCAGCACAGCAAAUUUUCUACAAAUAGUGCAUGAUUGGUGGAGUAUCAUAAAUGUAAAAAAUACUUUAAAGGGUACGCAUAAAAGAGAUGAUCACUCGUGUCCCAUCAUUCCAUUUCACGAUGAAAAUUUUAAAUUUUUGAAGAAAUUUUUAAAUUGGUUGGAUGCGUGUCAUCAAAAUAUUCAAAACGUUGGACUCAGUACAGAUACAUACAAUGCAUUGAAACAUAGUACAAGUGUUAUGAUUAAACUUGUAGACUAUUCUUUUGAACACUUUCCAGUUGAGUAUGUACUUUGUGGGAAAUUUCAAACAGAUAAUUUGGAAAAGAGGUUUGGUAGAUAUCGAUAUCUAUCUGGAUGUAAUUAUCAUAUUUCUUUCAAUCAAAUUCUAGAAUCUGAAAAGAAAAUCAGACUUCAGAAUGUUUUGAAGACGUGCAACACAGAAUUUGAUUUAAAUGAGCUUCGCAAUUCUUCCUUAACAUCUGAGCAAGAUACAUUUUCACUGGAUAUAUCAGACUUUCUUUUUAUUUUGGAAACUGAUUAUUUAAUUAGCUAUGAUGUUGAUGAAGCAGUAAAAAUAUACAUAUGUGGAUAUGUGGGCCACUCUCUCAUAAAAAAAUUAGUUGUACAAAAUGCCAGGAAAAACCAAUUAGGAGCAAAGGUGUCAUGUUGGAAUUAGAUUAUUUUGAUUAUUUACAAAGAGGAGGUCUUUGUAUUCCAGCUGAUGAGAUAGGAUAUAUCUAUCAUCAUGCCUGUGCCAUUUUUACUUAUAUAAUUGAUCAUGAAAAUACUUUGAAAAUGUUAUUUGCCCGCUUAGAUCAUAAAACUAUUUUAGGUACACUAAUUGUGGAAAGUUUAGAAUCAGAUGUAUUCAUUGACCUUAAGAUUAUUUGUGAAUGUGGUAUGCCCUAUAAGAAAAUAUAUACUGCUGCAACAUUCAUUAUAUGUAACAUUUUAUUAAAUAACUUUACAAAAAAUAAAAACAACUUGUGUCACAAAGAAAAAAGUGACAAGAUAAGAGAACUAUUAACUUUGACAUCCUAGCUUAUAAAUAAUUAAUAUUUGUAUGCAAUAAGCGAUUAGUUCUAGGUGAAAAACAUAUACUAAUUGAUAAUGUUUCUAUUAAACCGUUCUUCUAUCACAA